Molecule: messenger RNA, 1905 nt
Organism: Didymodactylos carnosus
Lineage: Eukaryota; Metazoa; Rotifera; Eurotatoria; Philodinida; Philodinidae
Source: the annotation of a GenBank genome assembly
AUGCCCACAAAUGUGACACCUAAACUACAUCCAAGGAACGAGAAUGCAUCAUCGACCACUGUUCAAUCCUUCCGAUCUCCCACAACUGCCGAUCAAUCCGUCCAAGAUCAGUGUGUGUGGCUUGAUGAAGAGUACGCUCAAGAGCAUCGACUUGACGAUAAACUGUUCGAAGCAGAUGGACCAUCCGAUAUCGAAGAUGAAGAUAACAAUAAUAAUGAAAUUGUCAGUGUUGUCGUCCACGAACCAGGGACACAAAGUAUUGUUGUUCGCAUAAGAUCCGUUGGGGACGAACAGCAUGAUAAAGAUGGAGAGGCAGCAGCGCGACCUUUAACUGGAAAACUUAGAAUUUUUAUUGGAAAGACAGCGAACACAAUCGGUCCCUUAAAAGUAUUUCAGCAAAAAGUAGAAAAUGCUGAUGCAGAAAUGUUAAGUGUUCGUAAUUUCACCGGAUAUUUUUCUCCUGCUAUAAUUAAUGCUAUUUUGCAGACUUUCAAUCAUGAAGAUAUUCAUGAUCAUUUGAAACGAUGUUGGAAUGUUAUUUUACGAAAAUAUGAUGCAAAAGAAAUCCGUACUCGAUCGUUUUUGCGCUUUUGCUGUUCUCAUGUAAUGAAUGCCUUUGCUAGAAGUCUGUCAGCUGCAAACGUAGGGAAGGAGAUAAGAAAAAAGGUAAUGCAUGUAUUUGCCUUGUUUAUCAAUUGUGGUGAAUUUGAAAUGUCAUUUAAAUUUUUAAAACGUGUUUUGCACAUGUUUGGUAACCCGCAAGCUACUGACGCGGAGAAUAUUCUUCAGAUGUUUUUAGAAGCACCAUAUGACGAUGAAACUACUCCUGAAAAGAUUGGUUCUUGUGAUUUAGAGGUGGAAGAGGACUCGAUUGAUCCUUUAGAUGCAGUAGAUGAGAAUAUGCACAGUAGUAAAGCAAUUAUUUAUCAGUCGCCCUUCAAUAUUGAAGCCAUUCGCCGGUUUCCUCAGCUUUCUGAGUUGUUGGAUUAUGGUAAAAAAUUCGAAAAUGCAACAAACCCUCUUUUUUGUCGUCGGAUUAUUUUGGUCUUUUAUAAGUGGUUUGCCUACUUACCCUUAUGGACAUCUUUACUUACCGAAUUUGAAGCGCGAUAUUCGAAUGACCGAACACCGGUUGACAUUGGUAAAUAUGAAGAAGGUCGUCUAACAAAUGCUCAAGUAGAAUGCUAUUUUGGUAUCCUAAAAGAUUCAACUUUUGAAAGAAAAACAAACCUGCGACCAGCAGAGGUGACUGUAUCGCUCUAUCGAAGUAUUCAGGCUCAACUGAAAGCAGAUAAAUUCGGAGUUAGCCAACGUGCAAAAAAUCGUAGGGGAAAACCCAAAGAUAUGAAUGUAGAGGAGGCUUGGGGUAAGAAGAGAGCUCAAAAGAAACAACGAAGUACAUAUUUCAGUCGAAUUGAUAAAUAUAAUAAAAAACGGCGGGCAUCAAAGCCGAUCAAUCCUGUAGCAAAAACGACUGAUGGUCAUAUUAAAUUUUGGAAAAUGUUAACACUAGAAUAUGUAAAAAUACAAGCCACUCUAUCUUCAUAUCAACAACAACAACAGCAACAACUAUCAGCAUCAUCAAAAGAACAACAAAUAAAUGGACCAAAAGGAAUCAGUAGAAAUGUACAAACAACAUUUGUCAAACAUUUUAGAGCACAUUUAGAUUAUCAACCUCUAACAUGUUCGUGGAUUCACGGUCCACAAGAUCCUCUAUCGACAUUAGCUAUCGGUGUCAUGACUUCACCUUUGAUUUAUCUCUAUGAUGGAAAAAAUUUGAAUGUCAAAGAACCACUACAUGUUCAGUCAAAAUUAGGUCAUACUCGAUGUGUACAUUUAAUUGAAUAUAAUGAACAAACAGAAUUAGUUGUAUCAUGUGAUAUGGGCGGUAUUGUUAAUUGUUAA